Trichoderma asperellum CBS 433.97 is the source of this 981-nucleotide messenger RNA. RefSeq lists its product as uncharacterized. NCBI's taxonomy places the organism in Eukaryota, Fungi, Ascomycota, Sordariomycetes, Hypocreales, Hypocreaceae. The record is from RefSeq and is a predicted model, not a curated record. Gene Ontology annotation, molecular function: acyltransferase activity, transferring groups other than amino-acyl groups.
AACUUGUGUAAGCACUUUUCGGCGAAGAGUCAUGGGAUGCUCCGCUUUGCGUUGGCCCAUCAAAAGUGCCUUUCGAUAUACUAUAUAUGGGCUGAGCAACUGGUCUGGAGAUGCCUAUAUAAACCACAGGACUUGGCGGAUUAGACAAGCAUUUACUCAGAUUGCCCAAUGCAAAGACCGAAGGGCCUGAUUUCGCAGCCACUUUACUCCUAAGAUUGCUCACCAUGUCGUCCACGCCUUUCAACUUACGUGUCGAAAAUGCCCGGGAUGAGGACUUGCCACGAUGCAUGGAAAUCGUUCUUGAAGCGUUUGGGCCAUUCCCGGUGAUGAAAUUGAUGGGAGGGCGCAAUACGCCAGAUAACCGAAAGUUUAUGGCAGAGCAGCACCUGACCGGCUUCAGAGAACACGCGGCAAAGUAUCCCUCUGUGUGGCCGGCCAUCAAAUGCGUACACACGGAUCCUGCUACUGGGGAAGAGAUUAUCAUCGGAUAUGCAGAGUGGUUCGUUUGGGACAGGGUGAGAAGCGAGGAGGAGUACAUGCAGGAGAAUCACAUUUUGCGCAUGGAAUGGAUCGAGGACGAGGGUAACAGGCAAAAGGCUCUCGAGCUCAUCCAGCCAGAAGUCGACAUGCGGAGGAAGCUCAUGAAGGGGCGGCCGUUUGCGCUGCUGGGCUGGAUGUGCGUCGAUCCUGCGUACAGGCGGCGAGGGGCGGCGUCGGCGUGUGUCAGGUGGGGGAUGGAGAGGUGCGCUGAGCUGGGGAUUCCGGCGUACUUGGAGGCGAGUGAGGAAGGGAUGAAGACUUAUAAGAGCUUGGGGUGGGAGGUGUUUAGUGGAGAUGGGGCGGAGGAGUUGGCGUAUCCGCCGAUGAUUUGGUGGCCUCCUAAUGCUGUGAGGAAUUAGAGCGGAUGUGGAUGUGGUUUUUGGAGAGCGUGGGUAUGAUUGGUGAUUGAUUAGGGAGGAUUGGUAUAAUAGUUGCGGUUAG